Candidula unifasciata is the source of this 553-nucleotide messenger RNA. Lineage: Eukaryota; Metazoa; Mollusca; Gastropoda; Stylommatophora; Geomitridae. The record is from the annotation of a GenBank genome assembly.
UCCUACAAUCUUCUUCUCCAGGCUGAAGAUGGCGGCGCCAAAGAUAGAUCUAAGAAUCCUCGCAGAGCACGGAAGCUGAGGUUUUAUGUCAAUGGUGACCGAUACUUUCGCGGGAAGAAAAUCUCCAUCACACCAAACCACUAUUGCAACUUCAACGACCUUCUCGGCGAUCUCACGGGGAAACUGUCCUCUAACUUAAACCUUCAUUAUGGCGUCAGGCAGAUCUUUACUCCACGAGCAGGCCGGAAGGUCCACAAUAUUGAGGAGUUGGUGGACGGCGAGGCUUAUGUCUGUGCUGGCUUUGAAGCCUUCAGGAUGGUCAAGUAUGGGAGGUCGGAGUUGGAGCCAUGGUCAGUGGAACCUCAUACUUUAACACGAUCUUCUCAUCGUUCACCACAUGCGUCUUCUUGUUAUUCACCUUAUAAAUCUUCUCGUCAUUCUCCUCGUCAUUCAACUUGUUAUUCUCUUCGUCAUUCUCCUUGUCAUUCUCCUCGUCAUUCUCCUUUUCAUUCUCUUCGUCAUUCUCUUCGUCAUUCUCCUUGUCGUUCUCCUC